AUGUCUGAUCUACCGCCAACUGUCCAGCAAACUCUAGGUUCAAUCCAUACGCGAUCAUUCUACUCUGCAAUUCCUCAGGAAGUUACAGAAUCCUCGUCGGUGAUACUUGGCGUCGAUGAGGCUGGGCGUGGUCCAGUAAUGGGUCCCAUGGUUUAUGGUAUUAGCUUCUGUACUCGUGAGUACCAGGAUACUGUUCUGAUUCCUAAAUAUGCUUUCGAUGAUUCCAAGAAAUUGACCGACCCAGUUCGUCGCGAUCUCUUCAGCAAGAUCUACAAUAAUGAGAUUACAGGUGUCGGCUAUGCGACAACUUGUAUCACACCAGUGGAUAUCUCUGGCGGUAUGUUCCGUUUCCCGCCUUCCAAAAACUACAAUCUGAAUGAACAAGCGCACGAUGUGACAAUGAAGCUGAUCCAGGGCGUUUUGGACAGAGGUGUCAAGCUGGAUCACGUCUACGUGGAUACCGUGGGACAACCAGCAUCGUAUCAGAAGAAACUUGAGCAAAGAUUUCCAAGCGUCAAGUUCACAGUAGCGAAAAAGGCAGAUUCCCUAUACUGUGUGGUAAGUGUAGCGAGUGUGGUAGCCAAAGUGACAAGAGAUAUCAUCGUUGACCUUUCGAGAAGAAAUCCCGAAGAGAUCAUCGGUUCAGGUUAUCCAUCGGACCCAAAGACAACGGCAUGGCUGCGUAGCAAUCAAUCACCUUUAUUUGGAUGGCCCCAUGAAAUGGUAAGGUUCUCCUGGCAAACCUGCCAGACCCUAAUGGAUAACGAGUCUACGGGAAGCGCACGCGUCGAGUGGGAAGAACAGUUUAUCAGCUCCAAGAAAAACAUGGCACAGCAAUGGGCCGCUCGCUCAUCGCCCAACGACGAAGCCAUCAUAACCAUGGAUAACUGGUUCAAUUGA
Messenger RNA from Torulaspora delbrueckii, 900 nucleotides. RefSeq names its product ribonuclease H2 catalytic subunit RNH201 (gene RNH201). Gene Ontology annotation, molecular function: RNA-DNA hybrid ribonuclease activity; RNA binding. The transcript has a single exon. Bases 1 to 900 code for a protein of 299 amino acids. The record is from RefSeq and is a predicted model, not a curated record. Gene Ontology annotation, cellular component: ribonuclease H2 complex. NCBI's taxonomy places the organism in Eukaryota, Fungi, Ascomycota, Saccharomycetes, Saccharomycetales, Saccharomycetaceae. Gene Ontology annotation, biological process: mismatch repair; DNA replication, removal of RNA primer.